This is a messenger RNA of Megalobrama amblycephala (Wuchang bream), 2820 nucleotides long. Its product is annotated as zinc finger protein 271-like. Gene Ontology annotation, biological process: regulation of transcription by RNA polymerase II. Lineage: Eukaryota; Metazoa; Chordata; Actinopteri; Cypriniformes; Xenocyprididae. Gene Ontology annotation, molecular function: DNA-binding transcription factor activity; RNA polymerase II cis-regulatory region sequence-specific DNA binding. The transcript has 4 exons. The record is from RefSeq and is a predicted model, not a curated record. Bases 1 to 1734 code for a protein of 577 amino acids.
AUGGCCGGGCUAUCUGACUCUGUGUGUGGAAAGAGUUUCUCAACCAAACAAAGUCUUGAUGUUCACAUGAGAGUUCAUACUGGAGAGAAGCCGUUCUCAUGUGAUCUGUGCGGGAAGAGUUUCACAUACACACAAAGUCUUGAGAAUCACAUGAUGAUCCACACCGGUGAGAAGCCGUUCACUUGUGAUCAAUGUGGCAAAACAUUUCUCUGGGCAUCAAAUCUGAAGAGACACCUGAAAGUUCAUACAAAGGAGAAGCCACAUUCAUGUUCUGUGUGUGGAAAGAGUUUUUCACAGCUGCAAAAUUUACAUAGACAUCGGAAAACACACACUGGUGUGAAAGAGUACAUGUGUUUUGAGUGUGAGAAGACUUUUACUACAGGGAGCGAUUUAAAACUGCACCAGAGAAUUCACACUGGAGAAAAACCUUACAAGUGUUCACACUGUGACAAGAGAUUCAGUCUGUCAACUGAUCUAAAAAAACAUGAGAUGAUCCACACUGGAGAAAAACCUUACAAGUGUUCUUACUGUGACAAGAGAUUUAGUCAGUCAUCACAUCUGAAAACACAUGAAAGGAUUCACACUGGAGAAAAUCCUUACAAGUGUUCACACUGUGACAAGAGAUUCAAUCAGUCAUCACACCUGAAAACUCAUGAGAGGAUCCACACUGGAGAAAAACCUUACAAGUGUUCACAUUGUGACAAGAGAUUUAGUCGGUCAUCAUCUCUGAAAACACAUGAGAUGAUCCACACUGGAGAGAAACCUAACAAGUGUUCACACUGUGACAAGAGAUUCAGUCAGACAAUAAAUCUGAAAACACAUGAGAUGAUCCACACUGGAGAGAAGCCGCACAUGUGUGAUCAGUGUGGAAAGAGUAUCCUGCUUUCCCAGCUGCAUCAGCCUGACCUGAUCUUUCCUCUCAGGAACCUGAUGAAUCUGGAUCUUCAGCUGGAGACUCUCCAGAAACUACAACAGAAUGAUCAAAUCACUGUUAAAACAGACUGUAUGGAUUCUUCCAUUAAGAUCAGUCACACUGGAGUGAAGCCGUUCACAUGUGAUCAGUGUGGAAAGAGUUUCUCAGUAAAACAAUAUCUUGAGCGUCACAUGAGAGUUCACACCGGAGAGAAGCCACACGCAUGUGAUCAAUGUGGGAAGAGUUUCAGUCAAUUUGCACACCUUAAAGAUCACAUGAUGAUCCACACCGGAGAAAAGCCGUUCACAUGUGAUCAAUGUGGGAAGAGCUUCAUACGAAAAGUACAUCUUAAGGGUCACAUGAGAGUUCACACUGGAGAGAAGCCACACACAUGCGAUCAAUGUGGGAAUAGCUUCACGCGAUCACAACACCUUAAAGCACACAUGAUGAUCCACACCGGAGAGAAGCCGUUCACAUGUGGUCAAUGUGGAAAAACAUUUAUUGGGUCAUCAGCCCUGAAGAAACACCUGAGAGUUCAUACGAAGGAGAAGCCACAUUCAUGUUCUGUGUGUGGAAAGAGUUUUUCACUGCUGCAGUAUUUACAUGAACAUCAGAAAACACACACUGGUGUGAGAGAGUACAUGUGCUUUGAGUGUGAGAAGACUUUUACUACAGCGACCAAUUUAGAACGACACCAGAGAAUUCACACUGGAGAAAAACCUUACAAGUGUUCACACUGUGACAAGAGAUUCAGGCAGUCUGGACAUCUGAUAAAACACAAGAGGAUCCACACUGGAGAAAAGCUGCACACGUGUUUUUAGUUUUAGUUCAUUUAGUUUAUUCGGUCAUCCGUCCAUCCAUCAAAAAAAAAAAAAAAAAACUUUUAAAUUAAAUUAUACAAUCCUUCAACAUAUCAAAGACAAGGACAAAGACCAAAAGGGUCAAGGCUGAAGUCUGAACUUAUUAUGCCUAGUCCUCUUACCAUAAAACAGUAUAUCAAGAAGAAAACAAAGUCAUACAUAAUAUACUUUAUAUUACCAAAAACAGAAGUUAAAACAGAAUUAAAUAAGGUUAAUCAUCUUCCCAUUGGUUCACACAUUUGUAAUAAUAAUAAUCCUAUUUACUAAUCAUUUAUUUGUUUUUUUUUAUAAUACUAAUCCUUUAUAUCUUUCAAUGACAUUAGAUUUGUACAUUUUUUACAAUAGUUUUGCUGUAUAACACCCUUUUAAUUUCUCAUCUAGACUAUUCCACAUAUUUACCCGUCAAACGCUAAUAUAUUUCCUUUUUUUAUUUGUUCUCACAUUGUUUUUUUGAAAAAUGCCUAUUCCUCUGAGGUUAUACUGACUCUCUCUGAGCUUGAACAUCUGGAGACUGUGAGGGAGCUGAUGGUCGUAUGCCUUGUGGAUCACAACUGCUGUAUUUAGGUCAACAAGGUCAUGUAUUUUCAAUGUAUUUAAUUUUAUAAAUAAGGGAUUUGUUGAUGCAAAAUAUUUGUCCUGAUUUACAAUUCUAAUAGCCUACUUUUGGAGUAAAUAGAUUGGAUUCAUAUUUGAUUUGUAAUUAUUCCCCCAAAUUUCUACACAAUAAUAAAGGUAUGGCAGAAUGAGAGAAUUGUACAAUAAAAACAAUGACUGUUGAUUUUCAAAGUUUUUCAUUUUACACAUUAUAGCAAUAGUUUUAGCAUUUUUCAUCUUUAUGAAGUUUAUAUGCAUUUUCCAAUUCAAAUGUUCAUCAAUACAGAUCCCCAAGAAUUUAUUGGCAGAUACCUUUUCAAUUUCUAUAUCAUUUAUUUUAAUUUUGACUUCUUUUUUAAUUUUCCUAUUGCCGAAUAUAAUAUAUUUAGUUUUACUUAAGUUCACUGAGAGUUUGUUUAUGUCAAACAUUUUUUAAAUAUCCUUAUCUCAUUU